Coniophora puteana RWD-64-598 SS2 is the source of this 965-nucleotide messenger RNA. RefSeq lists its product as uncharacterized. The transcript has 2 exons. Bases 160 to 474 code for a protein of 104 amino acids. The record is from RefSeq and is a predicted model, not a curated record. Lineage: Eukaryota; Fungi; Basidiomycota; Agaricomycetes; Boletales; Coniophoraceae.
CCGGUUCCCCAGCGAAAGGUCCAUCACUCGCGUAUAAGUAUAAAUUUCAUCAUUUCAAAGACCCCCAGUCUGGUACUGGCGUCGACACAGUCCUUUCCUUGUUCAAAACCAACAAGCCCUCCAACCGCUCCCGCUCUCCCAGCAAAACCAAAGUGAGCAAUGGCCGCAUUGACAAUGUCAUCUCUCUCCGCACAGUCCAGCAAGGGUCUCCCUCGCCCAUACGUCUCCUCCCCUCUUGCGUCUUCGUCUCAGCCUCGGGCUCCCUUGCCUCGCACCCAGCGUGGCUUACCUGCACGUGGCCCCGCCUUUCCAUCCUCUCAACCUCUCCGACCUUUUGCAUCCAUCUCGUAUAUCUCCAAGCCUGGUACUUCGGCUGGCAAAGGCAAACAAGUCAAGCUCAUCGAGCCUCCAAAAAACUUCAAGUCUACGUUCGUUCUUGACUUGUCUCAAGAGGAGUUCAGCCGUCAGAUGUGACCUUUCUCAUGCCGCACGCAAGGCUGCUGCAUAGAGCCUCAGACGUUCUAGAGGUGUCUUUAUAUGAAGGAAUGUACGUUACCCAUGCAGGUCGGACCGUUCAUACACAGGUGGCCUGCUCGUCGAGUUUUUCUCUUGAUUGUCUCACUGUAAAUACUAGCCCAUACCAUUGUCACCAUUAGCUAUACCGCGUUUCUUGUUCAAGGGAUUCUUCCAUUACGUCACGCGUAUUUAUUUCAGCACUCUUUCAUUAUCAUACCUAGCUACAUGCACUAGUUGUAGAAUCGUUGUAGGUGUCGCGUGUAUGUCGUUAAUGGACGGGAAAGGAUGGCGACCGAGGUUGGUCGCCGAUUAUAAGGAACGUCUCUAUUUGUACUCUAGUACUGUUGCCUUUUGAUGAUCGACUCUUCCGAACUUCGUCUCAAUGGCUUCAACCUUACAGCUACGCGUUGCCAGCUAUAUAGGCCUGCAAGAGUGACUGUCGAUACCGG